AUGGAGAUCAAAGCUGUCCCGACACCUUCAGUUCGACCCAGGAUCAAGCACGGGCAGCCGACAGUGCAAACUGAUCGACUUAUCAGUCUGCCUCGUCCCCGGAACAAAAAACUGGAAGAUGACAACCAAACAAGCACCCUGAGGGGCAAUACCGUAAAAUGCGCAGUCGGGCUUCGCAAGGCUGUCGCCGUACUUUGUGACGGUGACCCCCAUGACGUCACCCACGUGCUUCAUCCUGUCGACAAAGCUCUGCAGAGAGUUGAGGUCGGGCGCUCGGACCAAGGUCGCCGGCAUCUCCUGGCUGGCCUCGAGCGCGAGCUGGAGCUCCAGGACGUCGGCUCGGGACAGGGGCUUCGAGACGGGGACGUCCUGGAUGACGGCGGAUUUGUGGCCCUUGGCCUCGAGGGUGAGGAAUGGCGCGGCCUGGGUGGAGUGCGGGGGGAGCUUCUUGACGAGCUUGAUCUGGACGCCGGCGGGGUUGAGGUCGCGGGAGUCGGCGUAGAUAGCGAGGAUGGAGCGGAGUGCGCGGUGGAGGAGGGGGAGGUCGAGGGAGAAGGCGAUGCGGUCGUCGUUGUGGCUGGAGAUUCGGUAGUCGUGGAAGAGGGAGUGCUUGUUGAACUGGGCGACGGAGUGGACGCCGUCGGGGUGGAGGAGGUUGUGGAGGAAGAAGGCGUGGUCGCGGGUGAGGUAGAGGUGGCAGGACCUGCCGAUCUUGUCAAGGGCGGGGAGGAUGCGCUUCUCGAGGAGGUUGAUGCCGUUGUCGGUGAGGAACGCCUUGAAUUUCAUGGUGGUUGGGGUGUGCCGGAGUUUUGGAGGUGCGGCGGUGGCGCGGAGGAGGAGGAGGAGAUGGGGGAUUGGGGGAUUUUAGGGGAAAAUGGAGGGAAAGCAUAUUUCAUAAAGAAGAGCAAAUUGUAUACGUAA
Striga asiatica is the source of this 921-nucleotide messenger RNA. Lineage: Eukaryota; Viridiplantae; Streptophyta; Magnoliopsida; Lamiales; Orobanchaceae. The record is from the annotation of a GenBank genome assembly.